AUGACUCCACCCAAAAGAAAGCCAACCAAUGGCUCAAAAAAGAAGUCAAGGUCCACCUCUCCAAUGGAUGAAUCCCCUGAGUCUUCUGUGAAUGUCUUCACUUUUAACGUGGCUCCCAACAGUGAUGUCAUGCAGUGUAUAUCUGACAUUGCUAGCAGGGACCAGGUUAGUGUUACUGUGAUUAGUGCCACUGGCAAAAUCAACAAGGUGACUCUCAAAUCUUCAACCAAUGGUGAACCCGAUCUCAUGCUCCAUGGACCACUCACCUUGGUCUCCCUCACAGGCUCCUACUUAUACAACAAUCAGUACACCCUUCACCCUGGGGCCACCCCUCCCCUUUCCUUAUCCUUUGGGAUCAACCUCUCCACCAUUGGAGGCAAGGUCUUUUGUGGCGUUGUUGGUGGUAGAGUCAUUGCUGGUGAGAAUGUUAAGAUCACAGUCUACACCUAUACGAACCCUAACAUUUUGAAGUAUUCGGCCGAAGGUCAAGAAGACAGUGGUAAUGAUAAUAAUGAUGAUGAAAAUCACAAGAAUAACAAUUUUGGUGAUGACCAAUGA
Messenger RNA from Vigna radiata var. radiata (mung bean), 558 nucleotides. Its product is annotated as AT-hook motif nuclear-localized protein 14-like. Lineage: Eukaryota; Viridiplantae; Streptophyta; Magnoliopsida; Fabales; Fabaceae. Gene Ontology annotation, molecular function: minor groove of adenine-thymine-rich DNA binding; DNA-binding transcription factor activity. Gene Ontology annotation, cellular component: nucleus. The transcript has a single exon. Bases 1 to 558 code for a protein of 185 amino acids. The record is from RefSeq and is a predicted model, not a curated record.